UGGGAAAUCCCACUGAAUUGCUAUCGGGCAACACCUAAUCCGCUCUCCUCGAGCGAGCGCGGGGCGCGUCUUCGCAAGAGGGCAGUUAUGUCAUUUUCACGUCGAUAGGGAAGCUGCAAAGAGUGAAACUAUAGUUCUAAACCCUCAAAACUCCGGGGCAGCGCGUUGCCGGAGAGAGAUGGAAGGAUAUGCGCAGGAUAUGGAAACCACGAUAUCGUGCGCCAUGCGCGCACGCAUCAGAGAUUUCAAUGACCAGGGCCAUUCAUUGACUCUUGCAAAGGUUAGAAGGUCAUUAGAAAAGGACAUGGGAUUGAAGAAAUUUACAUUGGAUGCCCAUAAGAGAUUCAUCAAGCAAUGCUUGCAUGAGUGCUUCAGUGAACUUGAUGAUGAGAAUCUCUCGAAGAACAUGGGGAAGAAUUCAGAGCUAGUCGUUCAUUCAGAGGAAACUGAAAGGGACAAAUCUGAAAAAAUUCCAAGUGAAGAGACAAUUAAGAAGGCUAUUAAAAAGAGAGCUUCUUAUUUCAGAGAUAAUUCUGAGACAAUUACUUUGUCAGGAGCUCGUCGACUUUUAGAGGAAGAUCUCAAGCUUGAGAAAAAUGCUCUUGAUGCCUAUAAAAGUUUCAUAAGCAAGCAGCUUGAUGAGGUUCUGCAAUCUCCUGAGGUUGUUGAAUCCAUGAAUGGGUUUAAGAAAAAAGGUCCAAAGAAAGCCUCCGAUAGCAAUGUUAGAGGUGGAAGUAGCAAGGGCUCUGGAAGAGUCAGUAGAAGAGACGGCAGUUCAGAUUCCUCAGACAUAAGUUCCAGUGGUGAGGAGGGUGCUGAGGAACAACGGGUCAAACAAAAAAAGCAAGCUGUGAAAAAAGUAGCAGCGAGGAAUAUUGAAAGACAGAAGAAGCGCAAAAGAUCUACAAAAGAAAGAAAGCCAUCUUGCAAUGAGAAGAACAAUCCAGUGAAGUCAGCAGCAGAGAAAGGCAGCGAUACUGACGAAGGUGGAAAUUCCUCUGAAGAUGGUAAAUCUCAAUCAUCUGCUGAAGAGCCUGUCAAGAAGAAAAGAGAAAUUUCCACUCAGGUUCAUGGAAAACGUGUAGAACACCUAAAGUCAAUAAUCAAAGCUUGCAGGUUGAGUAUCCCCCCACCAGUUUACAAGAGGGCCAAGCAGGCUCCUGAGAAUAAACGUGAGGCGCAUUUUAUAAAGGAGUUGGAGGAGAUUCUUGGGAAGGAGGGGUUGUCUUCAAAUCCUUCUGAAAAAGAAAUCAAAGAGGUCAGGAAGCAGAAGGAAAGAGCAAAGCAGGGCAUUGACAUGAGUAACAUUGUAUCAAGUUCUCGCCGAAGGUCCACAUCCAAUUUCAUUAUUCCUCCCCCAAAGCCCAGGUUAGCAGUUGAAAAAAAUGAUGGUGGUGGUCGUGAUGAUGAGGAAGAUACUGAUGAUGAAGAGAGUGAAAGCGAAGGCGCAAGUGAAGAAAUCAAAGAGGUCAAGAAGCAGAAGGAAAGAGCAAAGCAGGGCAUUGACAUGAGUAACAUUGUAUCAAGUUCUCGCCGAAGGUCCACAUCCAAUUUCAUUAUUCCUCCCCCAAAGCCCAGGUUAGCAGUUGAAAAAAAUGAUGGUGGUGAUGGUGGUGGUCGUGAUGAUGAGGAAGUUACUGACGAUGAAGAGAGUGAAAGCGAAGGCACGAGUGAAGAAAUCAAACAUGUCAAGAAGCAGAAGAAAAGAGCAAAGCUGGGCAUUGACAUGAGUAACAUAGUCUCAAGUUCUCGCCGAAGGUCCACAUCCAAUUUCAUUAUUCCUCCCCCAAAGCCCAGGUUAGCAGUUGAAAUAAAUGAUGGUGGUGGUGGUGGUGAUGAGGAAGAUACUGACGAUGAAGAGAGUGAAAGUGAAGGCGCGAGUGAAGAAAUCAAACAUGUCAAGAAGCAGAAGAAAAGAGCAAAGCUGGGCAUUGACAUGAGUAACAUUGUCUCAAGUUCUCGCCGAAGGUCCACAUCCAAUUUCAUCAUUCCUCCCCCACAGCCCAGGUUGGCAGUUGAAAAAAAUGAUGGUGGUGCUGCUGGUGGUGGUGACGAGGAAGAUACUGAUGAUGAAGGGAGUGAAAGUGAAGGCGCGAGUGAAGAAAUCAAAGAUGUCAAGAAGCAGAAGAAAAGAGCAAAGCUGGGCAUUGACAUGAGUAACAUUGUCUCAAGUUCUCGCCGAAGGUCCACAUCCAACUUCAUUAUUCCUCCCCCAAAGCCCAGGUUGGUUGUUGAAAAAAAUGGUGGUGUUGGUGGUAGUGGUGGUGAUGAUGAUGACGAGGAAGAUACUGAUGAUGAAGAGAGUGAAAGCGAAGGCGCGUGUGAAGGACUUAUGUUGCAUGCAGGAGCUUCUUCGACUUCUGCCCAACAAAGCAACACAAGGGAGUUAGUUGAAUUCAAUCAAGUUGGGCAGCUGGUUGGAGAAAACGCAGCUUCAUUCUCCACAUUUUUAGGGCAACUGACCAGGGAACACUGUCCAAUUAGGUACGCUGAUUGGCGCAGUAUACCUGGUGCAGUUAAGGAUAAAUUAUGGUCUAUGAUUAGGGGUGUAUACGAGGUCGAUGAGAAGCACAAAGAGAAGGUCCUUCAAAAAAUGAACCUCUCCCUGAGGAAGUGGAAGUGCCAAUUGAGAAAGCAUUUUGAUAAGUUUGAUCAAGUUGCCGAGAGAAAAAGAAAUUGUCCCAAAGGUGUGACACAAGAAGAGUGGGACAGUUUUGUUGAUGUAGAGUCCACGGAACAGUCAAUCAGUCGUCGUGAAAAGGGUAAGGCUUCCAGAAAAGAGAUGAAAGGCCCUCACACGACUGGUAGAAGAGGAGCUGCUAGGACGGCAGAGAAAAUGCGAAAGGAAAAUCCAGAUACUAUCAUCACCAGAACAGACUUGUAUAUGGCCACCCAUACUAGAUCCGAUGGGUCUUACCCGACACAAAAGCUGAGCGUCACAAUGGAAAGAAUAAAAUCGAUAAUUGCCAAUGACCCUGCUAGUAAACAGAGGGAUUUAGACCACGACCCAGUUGCACAGGUUUGUGGUCGUGAUAGCAAGGGACUUGUUAGGGGCCUAGGUGGGGGUGUUUCUAAGACCACCAUUAUGGCUUCGACUCCCUUCAUGGAAGAAGCUCAAACAGAGAGGAGUGCACGUAUGUCCCUUGCAUCCAAAACGGAAGCAACAAUGACUGAAAUGCUAAAGAGAUUGGACGAGGAAAAGGCAUUUCGUAUGAGCUUGGAGCAACAGUUGGCUGACAUUAGGCAGCAGAUUGCUUGUCAAGGUCAACACGUGCACUGCUGCCCCGAGAGAACCGCAUCUCAGGCCUACCAUCAAUCCGGUGAUGCCUCGAGUCUUCAAGACGACUCAACCCCAUCUCCACGGACGGUACAGAUUUGCCGUUUCCUAGUGGGUGACUGAUGAGAGAUAAUACGGGCAUCUAAAGCAGACUGUGUCAUGGUCGUAAUAGAUGGUAUUAAGAUUCUAACUACGGAGUCGUUUGGUGAUGACAAGACCUUUGAAGAUGUGAUGCUGGGUGAAAUUCUUGUUUGGUCCAGAGUGCUGAUGGAAACUUGAUUAUUAUUCAGUGGCUUUGUUUAAAUCUUUUUACUUCUAGACUAGGCUCUGGUCUUUUGUAUGAUUCAUUAUUAGGUUUAAGGAUCCUUAGAUUAUUAAGUUGUUUUGUUUUUUAAUUGCAGGUGGUGCUUCUUUGUUUCA
Magnolia sinica is the source of this 3697-nucleotide messenger RNA. RefSeq lists its product as uncharacterized. Lineage: Eukaryota; Viridiplantae; Streptophyta; Magnoliopsida; Magnoliales; Magnoliaceae. The record is from RefSeq and is a predicted model, not a curated record. The coding region runs from base 179 to 3400 and encodes 1073 amino acids. Gene Ontology annotation, cellular component: nucleus. The transcript is spliced from 18 exons.